Molecule: messenger RNA, 1845 nt
Organism: Neoarius graeffei (lesser salmon catfish)
Lineage: Eukaryota; Metazoa; Chordata; Actinopteri; Siluriformes; Ariidae
Product: sodium- and chloride-dependent GABA transporter 3-like
Exons: 14
Coding region: 100-1800 (566 amino acids)
Biological process (GO): sodium ion transmembrane transport
Cellular component (GO): membrane
Source: RefSeq, a predicted model, not a curated record
GACAACAGCUCAAAGUGUCAAAUUUGGCUGUGGAGCCAGGAAUCAAAGAGACGGCAGUUGUACAGUUCAUCAUAGCAGGAGACAGCACUUCAUUAAAAGAUGUUGAAAAACAGAAAAUUAGAGGCAAGGGGACUCUGGGACAAUAAAAUUGAAUUCUUUCUGGCUGUAGCAGGAGACAUCGUGGGUCUGGGCAAUGUUUGGAGAUUCCCCUACCUCUGCUACAGGAAUGGAGGAGGGGUGUUUUUGGUGCCCUACUUGGUGUUUGCUGUGACCUGUGGUUUGCCUCUCUUCCUUCUGGAAACUGCUAUGGGACAGUACACACAAGAGGGGGGCAUCACAUGCUGGCAACAUAUCUGCCCACUGGCUGAGGGUGUUGGCUAUGCAGGCCAAGUGGCUGGACUGUAUAGCUGCAUCUGUUACUUCAUAAUCCUGGCCUGGGCACUGCUCUAUUUGAUCUUCUCCUUCAAGUCCCAGCUUCCCUGGGCCAGUUGUGACAACAUCUGGAACACAAACAGCUGUAUUACUGAUGUAAAUAAUGCCAACUGGACCAGACAGGUCAACUCAACAUCAGCAGCCACUGAGUUUUGGGAGCGAAGAGUGCUUUCUAUCUCCAAAGGUAUUGAUGAAGUAGGUAACAUCAACUGGGAGAUUCUCCUGUGUCUAAUUGCAAUUUGGAUCAUAUGCUAUUUUUCUCUAUGGAAAGGAGUCAAGUCCACUGGGAAGGUGGUGUAUUUCACAGCCACAUUCCCCUAUGUAAUGUUGCUGGUGUUGCUGAUUCGUGGACUGACUCUCCCUGGAGCCAUGCAGGGUGUUAUUUUCUACCUCUAUCCUGACUUCCAGCGACUGUUGGAGCCCCAGGUAUGGAUGGAGGCAGCCAGUCAAAUUGGCUUCUCUUAUAGUAUAGGUUUGGGAAUACUGACUGUGUUAAGCAGCUACAACCAAUACAACACCAAAUGCUACAGGGACUGCUUUUGGCUGUGUCUGCUAAACAGUGGUACCAGUGUUGUAGCAGGCUUUGCAGUGUUCUCAGUUCUGGGCUUCAUGGCUCAUGUGCAAGGUGUUCCUAUAGAGGAUGUGGCAGAGUCAGGUCCUGGCCUAGCUUUUGUAGCUUAUCCUCAGGCUGUGGCUUUGAUGCCUUUGCCUCAGCUGUGGGCUGUGGUGUUCUUCAUUAUGAUUAUUUUGCUUGGUCUGGACACACAGUUUAUUUUAAUCCACAUGAUAAUGACAUCACUGACGGACGUGUUGCCAAACGUGCUACGUAGAACUGGAUCCCGAGAAAUCUUCCUGCUUCUUUUCUGUAUUGUCUGCUUCUUCAGCCAACUGAUCAUGGUCACAGAGGGUGGUAUGUACGUGUUUCAGCUGUUUGACUACUAUGCCUGCAAUGGAGCCUGCAUCUUCUUCCUUUCUGUGUCUCAGUCUCUCGCUGUGGGCUGGGCCUUUGGGGCUGAACGAAUGUCUGAAAUCAUUGAAGACAUGACAGGGUCAUACCCUCAUGUCAUCUUUAGGCUGUGCUGGAAAUACAUUACCCCAUUUCUUUUUCUGAUAUCCUUCAUAUAUUCCAUGGUGGAGUACCAGCCUCUGACAUUUAACCGCUGGUAUGUGUACCCAGCCUGGGCAUAUGGGUUGGGCUGGCUGAUGGCCCUCUCCUCCAUCCUGCUGGUUCCUGCAUGGGCAUUGGGCCUCUUAUGGAAAGCAGAAGGUAACCUCAAGCAGCGUUGGUGUCAACUGUGCAGUCCGAAGAGCAACUUACCUUUGACCCAUAACCAGAGACCUAAAAGGAAAAUGACAUCAGCUGUUUGACAAAGCCAUCAACACUAAGGAACAAACUACACAAUAUUAAACAAA